CCAAACAAAAGAAAAACCUCAAGAAUAGUGCCUAAUACUGACUACUGCCUACGGUAGAUGUUCCAUCAAUUUUAACAGAAACAGAAGUAGCGUCAAUGGUGAAAGUGACGGCGGAAAAGAAAUGAGAAGUGGAUCAAUUGCGUUCUUGUCCACAACUCUGCCUUCAUAUACUUCGCCUGUAAAUCUCAAAACUCUCCGAUCAUCGGCUGUUGUCGUAGCUACGCCGCUCGGCCGCCGUCUAUCUUUACUACGCAACUUCCGGAUUCCGCAAACUGGUAGUAAAGUCAACAAAAUCAGCCCUGGUCACAAUCUAUUCAGCGUUACCACUACACGUACGCUCACCCGCGUCUCAGCAUCAUCCAUGGCGUCUUCUUUUAGCCCUGAGAAAGCUAGGGUUCCUCCUGCUAUCGAUACGCCAAUUCCUCCAAUCUCCAAGUUCAAGAUUGGACUAUGUCAAUUAUCUGUUACUGCAGACAAGGAGAGGAACAUUGCCCAUGCCCGUGUAGCAAUCGAGGAGGCAGCUGAAAAGGGUGCCAAGCUUGUUCUUCUACCUGAAAUAUGGAAUAGUCCAUAUUCAAACGAUAGCUUCCCUGUGUAUGCUGAAGACAUUGAUGCUGGGAAAGACUCAUCUCCUUCAACAGCAAUGUUGUCUGAAGCUGCUCGUUCUUUGAAGAUCACAAUAGUUGGUGGAUCCAUACCAGAAAGAUGUGGGGACAAGCUUUACAAUACUUGUUGUGUUUUCGAUACUGAUGGAAACCUGAUAGCUAAACACAGAAAGAUACACCUUUUUGAUAUCAAUAUUCCUGGAAAGAUUACAUUUGAGGAAUCAAAGACUCUUACUGCUGGAGAAACUCCUACUGUUGUUGACACAGAUGUUGGACGCAUAGGCAUAGGCAUCUGCUAUGACAUUCGAUUUCAGGAACUAGCCAUGCUAUAUGCAGCUAGAGGUGCUCACCUACUUUGUUAUCCUGGGGCCUUCAACAUGACUACUGGCCCACUGCACUGGGAGUUAUUACAAAGGGCAAGGGCUGUGGAUAAUCAGUUAUAUGUAGCAACUUGCUCUCCUGCUCGAGAUGCUGAGUCUGGUGGCUAUGUGGCAUGGGGCCAUUCCACGCUUGUGGGACCCUUUGGAGAGGUAUUGGCUACUACAGAACAUGAUGAGGCAACCAUUAUAUCAGAGAUUGAUUAUUCACUCAUGGACCUAAGGAGGACAAAUCUCCCGCUACAGAAGCAACGUCGUGGUGACCUCUACAACUUGGUUGAUGUUCAAAGCCGACGUGAAACCGGAAACGCAGCAGACAGAUUCUGGAGCAGUCCUUUCAGCAGCUAG
Molecule: messenger RNA, 1330 nt
Organism: Lactuca saligna
Lineage: Eukaryota; Viridiplantae; Streptophyta; Magnoliopsida; Asterales; Asteraceae
Source: the annotation of a GenBank genome assembly